Geodia barretti is the source of this 1356-nucleotide messenger RNA. The record is from the annotation of a GenBank genome assembly. Lineage: Eukaryota; Metazoa; Porifera; Demospongiae; Tetractinellida; Geodiidae.
AUGCAUAUAUUUCCGCAGUUGCGGAAACUCGAAGAGAAAUACGCCCAGGAACUGGUCGUCGUUGGCGUUCAUUCGGCCAAAUUCCCCAAUGAGAAAGACGCUGACAACGUGCUGCGCGCCGCCCAGCGCUAUGAGUUGAAACAUCCCAUCGUCAACGAUACCGAGUUUGAGGUGUGGCGCCAGUAUGCCUGCCGCGCCUGGCCCACGUUGAUGUUCGUGGAUCCGGCUGGCAAGGUGAUCGGUAAGCACGAAGGCGAGCUGCCCUUCGAUGACUUUGAUGCGUUGCUCGGCCAGAUGAUUGCCGAAUUCGACGCCAAAGGCAUGAUCGACCGGCGCGACCUGCAUCUAAAACCCGAUGCCCUGGAAGAUGAGACGCUGGCCUUCCCCGGUAAAGUCCUGGCCGAUGGCCCGGGCAAUCGCCUGUUUAUCGCUGAUACCAACCAUAAUCGGAUCAUCAUUUCCGACCUCGACGGUGCGGUGCAGGCGGUGGUGGGUUCUAGCGCCGAGGACUUCAUCGACGGCGCCUAUGGUUCGGCCGCAUUCAAUCACCCGCAGGGAAUGGAACUGGUCGGGAACAUUGUGUACGUGGCCGACACCGAGAACCAUGCCAUCCGAACUAUUGACCUGAGCCGUCAGACAGUAAGCACAAUCGCCGGAACUGGCGAACAGGGCAUGGAUCGGAGGGCGAUCGGCCCCGGCGCCCAGGUCGCCCUGAGCAGCCCGUGGGAUCUGACGCAUCACCAGGGUCAACUGUACAUCGCAAUGGCCGGCAUCCAUCAGCUUUGGCGGCUGUCGCUGGCCGAUGGCGUGGUGCAACCGCACGCCGGAACCGGUGCGGAGAGCAUCGAGAACGGCCCGCUGGCCACGGCGACCCUGGCGCAACCGAGCGGCAUUACGGUGGGUAACGACCUGCUGUAUUUUGCCGAUUCCGAAACCAGCAGUAUCCGGAGCGCCGGCCUGGAUCCGGUGAUCGGGCGCGUCGCCACGUUGGUCGGCAUCGACCUGUUUGCCUUUGGCGACCGGGACGGGGUGGAGCACCACGUGCGGCUGCAGCAUCCCAUCGGUAUCGAAUGGCACGAGGGCGAGCUGUUUUUGGCCGACACCUACAAUCACAAAAUCAAGCGACUGUUGACGUUAACCCGGUCCGUACAAACUGUAUUGGGUUCAGGAGCAACGGGCUUGCACGACGGCACCGGUCAACACGCCACAUUUAGCGAACCCAGCGGCCUGAGUUUCGCCAGAUUCGACGGCGACCGGCCCGAUCUGUUGUACGUCGCCGACACCAACAACCAUGCGGUGCGCGUUGCCGAUUUGCAAGCAAACCGGGUCUGGACGCUGGAACUUACCGGUCUGUAA